UCGACAUGGAUGUUUCGAACGCGUGUGUAUGUGUGUUGCAACAAUCGAAGGCCCAAAGCCGGGCCUCCAAGUCUGUCGCGUUGGCGAGGCUUACAGCCUUCGUCCUCUUGCUGUGUGUGUGUUCUACUUCGACUGUUCAAAAUCUAUGCGUCCUUUGAAUUUCCUCGGAAUAAUUUGUCGCUGCUGCAUUUUAUUUCUUUGUGGAUUAUGGAUGUUAUUGUACCUUGCAAACCAAAUAAAAGUAUAGAAAAUUCCAAUCAAACUGUUAGCCACCCAGCACUUUCAACUCAGGGAUAUAAUCAUCAAUUACAACCUGCUAUGUGGAGUGGAAGCAAAGUGUGCCAGAAUAAUGCUGGGCAGAGCACAAACAUGGAUCCCUACACACAGCAAAUGAAUCAUUAUUACCAAAGUCCUUAUUCAUCCCAAAAUGCUAAUGACAUAACCAGAUAUGUAUCACCUGUCUCAAAAGAUCAGAACUCAAAUGCUGUUGCAUAUUCUCCUCAAUACCCUGUAGUAAGGCAAAAUAAUUAUUCUUGUACGAACACAGCUCAAAAUUAUGCAUCAGUGAAGAGUAAUUGUAGCAAUAUGUACUAUGGUAAUGUUAAUGUAACAAAAAACUAUCAGCCAAGCAACAUGGUGCAAUCACCAAAGAAGUAUGCAAAUUCAAGCCUUAAUGUGUCUCAAGCUCCAUCUAGUGUGCAGCAUAAUUCCCAGAUUUCUCAUAGUAUAAAAAGUCCACUACCACCUAUGCCUCAUUAUAGAGAGCAAAGUAAUUACCAUUUACAAAAUGCAUAUGUUAAUAACUGUAAUCCUCACUCAGUUGCAGAGAAUCAACAAACAUAUUUAGUCAGACAAACAUUACCUUCACCCUCAUUGUUACAAUCUCAAGAUAAUGCAUCUGUGCAAUCCGUUUCAAUUGCACAAGGCAGCCAGGUCUCACAAGUAUCAUCUAUACCUACACCUCCUGAAACUUCUUUGCCUGGUGAUGUGAUUUCUGUUCUUGAUAAUGCUUCUCCUGAUGGUUCUGCUGAAAGUAUAAAAAUGAAUGUGUCAAGCUCUUCAUUUGUUCUCCCUGGAUCUACUGUUAGCCACAUGUCCAGUAACAUGUCAUCCCCCGUGUCAUCCAUAGGAAAUAACAUGACUAUGUCCAAUCGUAAUACUGGAUCCUCUCUCCAACCCCCUGCCAACUUAGAUGAAGGCAGCCAAGCUUCCAGUGCAUCUGCAUCCUCAUCUAUUCCUGAUGAUCAAAAUUCUGUGAAGGCAAAUUCUAAACCAAAUUUUUCAUAUCCUCCUACACCUAAUACUUUAUCCUCUCCUGGUGCUGCUUCCAUGUCAUCAUUUCAUGAUGACUUAGAGUGUAUUUCUAGUCCUGGCUGGCCCAAAACUCCUGCUAGUCCUGUUGCUACCAGUAAUUAUGAAUUUGCUAAUAUCAAGCGCCCUGAAAAUUUACUGAAAUUAUAUACCUUAUCCGAUGAGCCUGACAGGCGCUAUUUUCUUGAUAAGUUAAUUGUAUUUAAUGAGGACAGAGGAAGCCCUAUAACACAGUGCCCAACAAUUAGCAAACAGCCACUUGAUGUUUAUAGAGUAUAUCUUACAGUUAAAGAACGGGGUGGAUUUGUAGAGGUCACUAACGCAAAAAGGUGGAAGGAUAUUGCUGGUGCUAUAGGUGUUGGAGCAUCAUCAAGUGCUGCCUAUACAUUGCGUAAGCAAUAUAUGAAAUUGUUGCUACCAUUUGAAUGUAAGUUUGACCGAGGGGGGAUAGAUCCUCAGCCCAUCAUUAAUAUGGUCGAAGCAUCAUCAAGAAAAAAAGGCAAAGCCCCUCCCACUUCUGCAUAUGGAAAUCAGAAUAUGUAUGGACAAGGUUAUAGUCAAGUCAUGGAUAGAUAUUCUGGUUAUCCUGGAUCAUAUCCUCAAAGAUAUCCUUGUAACAGCAAUGUUGACUAUCAAUGUGCUCCGAAUACAAUGCAUUAUCCACAAACUGUGCAACAUACUUCACCUCAUAAUACUGUUUCUGGUCAAAAUCAGUACAAUCAGUAUUCACAUACUUCACAGGCCAACUACGGGUACUACCAAGGGAGUAAUGCUUCAAAUGCUCCUGUGUAUAAUAACAUGCAAAACAGCAUUAACAGUGAUAUUUGUAGAUAUGGAAGCAAUGCCACCUCAUUUUCAGUGCCUCAAGAGCAAACAUAUUACCCUCACCAUUAUUCAACGCAACAAGGGCAAAACGUGCCUGAUAAUAUUUAUGGUUCCAAUAGAAGUUGCUCUGUACAAGAAAAUCAUUUACCCCCUUCUUCCAGUCAAGCCUCUGCUGAUCAUGAACAGCAUAAAUCUUAUCCCAAAGUUAAUGCAUUAAAUGCAUCAUCCCUUUCUUCAGAUAAUGUUCAGCAUCAAAAAUCUGCCAUUGAUGCAUAUGGAACUCACAAUAGCUCAGCAAACAGUGCAAAUGCUGAUCCUGUUAGUGACAAUAAAAUGUGUUUUAGUAACAAUUUUAAUACUGUCAACAAGAUGGUUUCAUCUGAACAAAGUACAGGUGUCACUCCAAGUUGCGCUUCAACACCUUCACAGUCUUAUCAGCAGCCUGCUGAGAAUACUAUCAGUAAAGCACCUGAUGUAGAAUACUGUUCUACUUUGGUAUCUUCUCAUGUACCAUCAAAUUCAUACUCAAAUCAAGGCCCAGGUGCUUAUGCUAGCCAUAAUUCCAGCCCAUAUACAAAUCAGAAGAUGCAUUAUCAAAGUGAAUACCAAUGUAAAGAUCAAGUGCAAUCAAGUCAAUAUGUCCAAUACAAUGAAGCACAAAAUGAAACUUAUCGAGGCUCUGAAGGCCCUCCUAAUUUUCAGAUGGAUAGAGCAAGGACCACUAUGGAAGGAUCUGUUAGCCCUUCUAAAGGUUACCAGUAUAGCUGCAAUCCUCCCAAAGCAAAUGCAUAUCCUUAUGCUGCACAACAAAGAAACAAAGACAUGUUCAAUAAUCCUUCUUUCUGCAAUCAGUUUACCAGUGGAACUCCAAGACCAUGGCAUCCUGAACAAAAUCAGUUCCCUCAUUCAACUGGAGCUAGACCACAACUUAAAAGUCAAUUAAAUAUUGAUCCGAAACCUAACUUAGAAGGGCCAAGGAUGAGAAAAUCUUGGUUAAAUCAGCGUGACACAAGUCAAGGGCAAAAUAAGCAGCCAAAUGCACAGUCCACAUCUAUGCAGCAACAAAGUUUUCCAAGCAAACCACAGGUCCAAUCGAAUGCAGUAACUGUUUCCCAAGCGUUUCAAUCCAUGGUUAAAAAACCCAUUGAAUUUCCUCCCAACUGUAUUGAAUCCAUAAAACCAGUGGCUGUGAAACGAAGACGUUGUCCUGCAAAACGAAUUGGAGCUGUUGAUCCAUGGAGAGUAAUGUUAGCAUUGAAAUCUGGCUUACUUGUUGAAUCAACAUGGGCACUAGAUGCACUUUCAAUCUUGCUUGCCGAUAACAGUACUGUAGUAUACUUUGGUCUUAGUCAUUUACCUGGACUACUGAAUGUUCUUGUUGAUCAUUAUCGCUGUUUUUUGAACAAUAUAUUUGAUCUUGCCCCUGACAUGGAAAUUGGAAAUAAAGAGCAAAUAAACAAGAAAAAUGAAUGUGAAGAUGCACAGUUUUCAACUGAAGCUUGCAAUUUGGAAGAAAAAAUGAGAAUAUUGGACACUCCAAAUUUUACUUAUAAAACUCGUUGUCAUAAAAAAGUGCAAAUACAGUAUGAUGAAGCACUUUUUCUGAUUGAUCCUUCAAGAUCGUGGGAAAAGUAUGAAGGAUUCGAUGUAUUACAGGAGCAUUGGCAAAAAGGUGGUAGCGAUAUAACUGCACAUAUCCAGACAUUUUUUGAUAGUUGUUCUAAAAAAGUUAAGUUUUUUAGAGAACUUGAUAAUGACAAAACUAAACAAAAAAAUGGAAAAUCUCCUCUUAAAGCAAAAGCAUCUGUGUCAAAAGAAAAUCCUAAUGUAUUGAAGUCUUCACUCCUGUAUAAAGGUGAACCUGUAGUAGUAUUGAAGAAGUUUAAUUUCCUUGCCAAUAAAAUUUCUGAAUUUUCAGAUCUAGAAUCUGAUGCAGAUAUGGAAGAUGAUGUUUCUGUUAACAGUUUAAAUUCCAAUAUUACCAGAAAGACAAGUGAAAAUAGCUCAGUUAAAAUGGAGGAUACUGAUAAAAAUUCGUUGGAUUUUUCUGAAUGCAUCAACAAAAAUGAUGAAAAUUUUAAAUCUGAAUUUUCAACUUCUGACAAUAGUAUGCAGGAUGAUAGUUGUGAUAAUGAUGAAAUAAAAACAAAAAGUUUGAAAACAGAAGUUUUUACCGCUAAAGAAGAGUCAAUGCAAUCGGACAAAUCCUGUGAAAAAGAAGUCACGGGGAAUGUUCCACAAUUGCGAGGAUCUCUCUCUUCACGUAAACGCUUCCUUUGUGAAGAACUGGAGGAUGAAGCUUAUUGCUUUGAUCAACCAGCUUUGUGUAUUAUGAAUGAUUCUCAAGACAUGUUAUCUCGUCGUUGUGUUUGUGUUUCACAGAUUUUGAGGAAUCUCUCAUUUGUGCCAGGUAACGAUAUAAUAAUAAGUAAAAAUGCAGGUGUCCUGUUACUUAUGGGGCGACUGCUCCUUUUACAUCAUGAACAUAAGCCAACAAAAAACGCAUAUCGAAAAUAUGAGAAGGAGGCUGAUGGAAUUCUUUCUCGAAGUGAUGAUUCAUGUAUUAGCUUGAAAGAUGAGCAAGAAUGGUGGUGGAGUACACUUAAUGUUUUACGAGAAAAUACCUUGGUAUUACUUUCCAACAUAUCUGGUCAACUUGAUUUGGCACCAUUCCCAGAGGAGGUGAGCCUCCCUAUAUUGGAUGGUCUGUUACAUUGGAUUGUUUGCCCAUCUUCUUAUGCUCAAGAUCCUUUGCCAUCUCGUUGUUCACCUACCUCCGUCCUGUCGCCUCAAAGGCUGAGUCUGGAAGCUCUUUGUAAACUUUCAGUGCUUUCGAGCAAUGUUGACCUAAUCAUUGCUACUCCGCCAUGGUCUCGAAUUGAAAAUUUAUUUGCCUUUCUUACAAAAAGCUUAAGUAUUGGACAAGACCAAUUAGUCCGAGAGCUUUCAGUUGUAUUGCUUUCAAAUCUUUCACAAGCAGACUGUGUAGCAGCUAGGACAAUUGCUGAGCAAAACAGUUGUAUAUCCUAUCUCAUUGCUUUCAUAGAAGAAGCUGAAGCUAACGCUUUUCAAAUAGCUAGUUCUCAGGGUACAAAGAAAUUACGAGAUAAGCCUGAACUUAUGGGUACUACACCAGGAAUGGUGCAAAGAGCAGCCAAUACACUUAAAAAUCUGGCUUUAGUUCCUGAGAAUCAAGUUUUGUUCAUGAAACAUCAACCUCGGCUUCUUUCUCUUGUUAUGUCUCAAGUUAUGGACCAGGAAUUGGCAGCUAUUAUUGCAGAUGUAUUAUUUUACUGUUCAGAGGAAUCAACAGGAGAUGUUUCACAUCUAUUUCCUCUUUCUUAGCAAUUGCAAAACAGAGUACUAACAUUCAGAUGGAUUGUCAUUAGCAAACUGUAUUAAUCAUUGCUCACACAAAACACAAAUGGCAGAUAAAUAUCACAGUGGUGCUACUUAAGCAGGUGGUAUUUACAUCUGCAUUAUAUAGAUAAUGUUAACAAGUGUGUUGUUUGCUACUUUGGGACUUCACUUUCCAUUUAAUGAAUUAUGCUUUCUACGGUUUGGAUUUUAAUUGCAAUUGUUAUGUUAAUAUAAAUAAUCCAUAAAUUUUUUUAAAAGUCAUUUAGUAUAUUUGCUUAUUCCCCCCCCCCUAUAAAAUAAAAUUGCCUAGGCAUUUCAAUCAUAUUUUAAAUAUUUAUGAUUGCACAUAUUAGAACAAUUGCAGUAUUCAUUGUACAAAUGCUUUUAAAGUUAAAAAUCUAAUUUAUUUUCUACCAUAAUAUAUUUCCUUGCAUUAUGAUAUUUCUGAGUAAAAUAAUAAGUGAAGGCUCACUGUUGUAUAAUCUGUAUUUAAAAGAAAAUGGACAAAGGUGAGAAUCAGUUAUGAAAGAAAUCCAGCCGGUUGAUAUUUUGGAUUUUUCAUGAAUCCAUCUGUUAUGUAUUCUGUCCAUUUUUGUUUCUAAUUGAGGCCCAAGGCCUUUUUAAAGCAAUGUUUUAUUUUAAACAUUUUAUGAUGAGAUGGCAAGACAUUUAAAACUAUUGUACUUGUUUCAUGUUUAUGAAAAUUGUUAAACACAUUAUUGUUUGAUGUUUUAAAUUGCUAUAAUGUUCCUACCCUAUUUAAAUGUGAAGUAUCUUUUAAAUGUUUCACACCAAGAUUUCAUGAUUUAUAUGAAUAUUGCAUGUACUUGUGCAAUUGUUUUUAUCAAGGACAUAGAGACUCAAUUGCAAUUGUAUCCAAAAUGAUUUUAAAAGCUUAUGUUAAACAAAUUAUGAAUUAUAGUUUUAUCAGAAUUGUAAUUUUUAUUCUAUUUUUGUUUUUCGUGUUCUAUCCAUAAAAUUCUCGUUAUUGUAAUAGCAAUAUAUUGUUCUUGUUGGACAAUUGUUUUGAAAGUACAUAUUUUAUUCUUGGAGCUGUAUACUGUCCUCCUUAAAUAAUAAAAAAUACUUAUGAAAUUUAUUUAUUUAUAUAGUAAAAUACUGGUUUGAUGAUUAAAUUUAUGUGCAUCAUUAUCUGUUAUUUCCAUGAAAUAAAGAUUUUCAUGUGAAAAUUGAAGUCUAUAUUGUUAGGUUCUUUAGUCCUAAUCAUUUCAUUGAAUCUUACUUGUCUUUCCAUCUCCACUACUGUUAUGUGUAAAUACAUGUGUUCAUCAAAAGAUGUAACACUUUAAUGAAGGUCAAAACCUUCAUUUGUGCAACUGACUAGUGCAAAUUACUUUUUGUAAGUGAUAAAUAUUCAACUGCAGGGGAUCUUUUUAGCAUAUGAAAUUGACAACACUUUGUAAUUUAUGUAAAGAGUUAUUUUGUGUAAAUAGUAGAGGUUUUAAACUGCUGUCUAUGAGAGAGUGGUUUUAUUAAUCUUAUCUGGAAAGAUUAAAAAUUUUAUUCUGUGAAAGAGUGGUAUU
Molecule: messenger RNA, 7040 nt
Organism: Uloborus diversus
Lineage: Eukaryota; Metazoa; Arthropoda; Arachnida; Araneae; Uloboridae
Product: trithorax group protein osa-like
Exons: 13
Coding region: 10-5481 (1823 amino acids)
Biological process (GO): regulation of transcription by RNA polymerase II; positive regulation of DNA-templated transcription; chromatin remodeling
Cellular component (GO): nucleoplasm; brahma complex; nBAF complex
Molecular function (GO): nucleosome binding; DNA binding
Source: RefSeq, a predicted model, not a curated record